Molecule: messenger RNA, 1314 nt
Organism: Macadamia integrifolia
Lineage: Eukaryota; Viridiplantae; Streptophyta; Magnoliopsida; Proteales; Proteaceae
Product: probable mannitol dehydrogenase
Exons: 5
Coding region: 100-1182 (360 amino acids)
Biological process (GO): lignin biosynthetic process
Molecular function (GO): cinnamyl-alcohol dehydrogenase activity; zinc ion binding
Source: RefSeq, a predicted model, not a curated record
AGUCCGACUUAAAGCACAUUACUCUCUUGUUCUUUCUCUCACACAAACUCUCUAGUCUCUUUGUAGUUCUUUAUCUCUCCGUCCUAUCUUAGUUGUAAAAUGUCCAACAGUGAAGGAGAAGAGCAGACACAGAAGGCCUUCGGCUGGGCAGCGCAAGACCCCUCUGGAAUUCUCUCUCCAUUUCACUUUACUAGGAGGGUCAAUGGAGAUGAUGAUAUUACCAUGAAGAUACUUUACUGUGGAAUCUGCCAUACAGACCUUCACUUUAUAAGGGAUGAUUUCGGAUUUGGUGUUCACCCUAUUGUUCCUGGGCACGAGAUUGUGGGAGUAGUGACCCAAGUAGGGUGCAACGUAGAGAAAUUCAAGAUAGGUGAUAAAGUAGGCGUGGGGUGCUUGGUUGGCUCUUGCGGUGCUUGCGAAAGCUGUGAGCAGGACUUUGAGACCUAUUGCCCCAAAGUGGAAUUUACGUACACCAUGUUUGAUGAUGGAACCGGAAAGAAAAACUACGGCGGAUAUUCCGAUAUCUUCGUUGUUAAUGAACACUUCGCCGUUCGCUUGCCGGAGAAUCUACCGUUAGAUGCUACUGCACCGUUACUAUGUGCCGGGAGUACUGUAUAUAGCCCCAUGAAAUACUAUGGACUGGAUAAGUCUGGAAAGCAUUUGGGAGUGGUUGGGCUUGGUGGACUUGGGCAUGUGGCAGUGAAGUUUGGUAAGGCCUUGGGGAUGAAGGUGACUGUGAUCAGUACAUCACCAAGCAAAAAGAAGGAAGCCACUGAAAGAUUUGGGGCUGAUUCAUUUUUGGUCAGCAAGGAUUCAGACCAAAUGAAGGCUGCGGUCAGCACAAUGGAUGGAAUUAUUGAUACGGUCUCUGCCUCUCACCCUAUAGAACCAUUGCUUGAUCUGUUAAAGCCUCAAGGGAAGCUAGUGGUGUUGGGUGUAUCAGAGAGAGCAAUAGAAUUGCCAAUCUUUCCAUUACUUCGGGGGAGGAAGCUAGUUGGGGGAAGUGGAGUAGGUGGGAUGAAAGAAACACAAGAAAUGAUAGAUUUUGCAGGGAAGCACAACAUAGUUGCAGAUAUCGAAGUUAUAUCAAUGGACUAUGUGAACACAGCUAUGGAACGACUUGCAAGAGGAGACAUUAGAUAUCGAUUUGUUAUUGACGUAGCUAACACAUUAAAUGUUUAGUUCAUUUCUAUCUGAAUUGGCAUACGCUUUAUUUCUUGUGUUUUUAUAAGGUACGGUUGAUAUGAAUUGGAGGUCCAAUGAUUAUGUAAUAGUUCAAAUUGCUAAUAAAUGGUAAUCUAUUUUGAGUAGGGA